Lagopus muta (rock ptarmigan) is the source of this 11362-nucleotide messenger RNA. RefSeq lists its product as uncharacterized. The record is from RefSeq and is a predicted model, not a curated record. The transcript has 46 exons. NCBI's taxonomy places the organism in Eukaryota, Metazoa, Chordata, Aves, Galliformes, Phasianidae. Bases 131 to 6610 code for a protein of 2159 amino acids.
ACCCGGGGAGAAGGAGCCAUUUUCUGCUGGAUCUGGAGAAGGAGGCCCGAGCUUUUCCUGCUGUGGAGGGCGACAGCUGUGAAACAGUCAGCGAGAGUUCACAGGUGAUUUAUUCUUGAGAAGGAGCAAGAUGGAUGAAGUAUACCACAUCUCUUCUACUGAGAAGGUCCAGCAGCUGGAAAGAGAACUAGCAGCACAGCUGGCAGAGCUGAAGGCACAAAUAGAAGACAAUGGGGUACUUCAGGGAACACCAAACAGGGCAUACAGUUCUGUUCCAGUUCCAAAAGAUGCAACUUAUUUCAGAAAAGAAAGAGAGAGAAUACUGAAGAGAGUCUUACAGGUGGCAGAAGCGAAGCCCCUUGUUAUUCAGGCUGAUGUCAUGCAGAGGGAGUUAGAGAGCUGCUGGACAAGGGAGUACACAGCAACAACCUUGCCGCUGCUGCUGCACCAGUUUUUUACAGACAGAAUCACUCAGCUAGUCCAAAGUAAAUAUUUGCACAUGCUCAGAUGGAAAAGAUUUUGCACGCACAGCAGUGUUAUUGAGCAGCUUUAUCCUCUCUAUCAGAAGCAAGUUAGUCACAUCAUGGAUGAAUACAAUGAUGCAGUUCAGAGGGCUGCAAGGCUUUCAGUGGCAAGGGAGAACUUCCUGACAGGAAAGAAAAAUGCAAUGAAUGUAGUGACAAAGGAAGAUCUGCUGAUUUACACCCAAUGGUUAGUGUGCCACCUACACUCUGUGAAGGGCAUUCACCGUUUUCUCCAGGUUCUCCAGCAUUUGCCUGUUUCUCACAAACUGAGUGUGGUUGAUGAGAAAUGUCCUGACGUGAUCCAAGACAAAUGGGACAAAUUAAGGAGUGCCUUUGACAGACAUUCAGAUGUUUUUAAUACUGAUGUGUUUUGCUGUUCAAAAUUUUUAAGAAAUGAAUCUUGCCACAAGGACACUGGAUUCAUUCUGCCCUGUCACAGCACUGAAACCAAGGAGCUGAAAGCCCAGCUCCAACUUCUGCUGGAUCACUUUGAUAUUGACUACAACCUUAAAGAUCUCAAGGACCCAGCUGAUGAGAUGAAGCUCUUUUAUUUGGUGGUCCAAAAAUUUAGGAGCAUCUUCUGCAAACAGCAGACAAUGAGAACAUUUCCAGAUUAUGACACAGAGAUUUCUAGAUUAAAGAACUGGGGCAUGUCAGAUCCAACCAGGGCUUUGAAGAAGAGAGCCAACUGGAUCCCUUUUAUAAAGGUCUCAGACGUGGAGAAGGUGAUGGAGGGUCUCCAGGAUCAUGCAGCAGCCGUGCUCAAACCACAUCCUUUGCGGUCAGGUUCUGCCACUUGUUCUCAUGCCUCAGAACAGCAGAACUACGAUGACAUCUGGAAGGAAGUCUACGCCUUCACUGAACGUCACCAGGAACUAAACACUGAGGGUGAUAACAAAGCUGUGGCUUGCAGUGAGGAAGGUGUAGGAGACAGCAGCUCCAGAAAGCUUCCAGGAUCCUACAGAAAGAAGAAUGAAAGAGGGUAUGGUUACAUGAGCACCUGGCAGCUCCUGGGACUGGAAGAAGGACCAGCAAUUGCCAACAAGGAAGACGUGGUGACAAGAGGAACCUAUCUUUCCUUUCUUCUCCUACGUCACUUGAGGCUCCGAGAGCUAAAGAGAGUGUGCCUGGGAAUCCUGAACUACUUCAGAUCUGUGGAGAGAAGCCUUACUAUCAGUACUGCAGGCCUCAACCUCAAGGCUGGUUGUCUGAUUCCCAGUGCAGAAGACACCUCCUGGAUCAGUGCUGCCAAAGGAGGCACUGGUGCUUCUGGUGGCUUGCACUCUCAGCCCUAUGUUCACUACACACCAGCUGACUACAAGGUUCACAGCACUCAGUUCAUGGAGUUUGCAGAUGUGGAAAACCAUGAUGACUUUCACACUCGUGAAGAUGGAUAUAUCCACACACAGGACCAGCAUGGGACUUAUAUCAUAUAUGAUGUGGCACUGAAGGACCUAAAGGAGCUUGAGAACCAGUUGCUGCUUGUGGCCAGCCAGUACAUCGAGAAAGAUCAAAGCAAUGUAACUUGUGGGAAAUCCAGUGGCAGCAAUAUCGUUGAGUGGGCACAUGCCUUUGUGGAUCGGUUUGCAGUGUUGUUUGAUCUUUGGACCUGUGAAACUGCUCUCUUGGAAAAAAAAUGCCAGCUUCUAGAUGUUUACUUAGAGGCCUACCAACAUGCUUUGGACCCAGAGGAAAGAUUUGCUUUGGCCCAAGCAAUAACUGACAUCAUGCAUAAACAUCCACGGUUUGAUCUUGAGCUUGAAUAUUUUGUGAACAUCUACAGAGAUGAAUGCAUCUGUUUACAACUUCAAGCCCAGCUGCUGAGGGACAUAGUAAACCAACAAAUAGAUGUCCAGAGAGAAUACGUCCCCAAGAUUUGGCGGAAAGGUCAGAAAGGUGGCAUCAAUGAAUUUGGACUUCCUCAUAAUGUGAUUACUAAGCAACUUGUCUCUCUUAACACUAGCUGUGCUGCUUCGAAGAAUAUUUAUUUGCUGGAGUUUCAUCCUUCUCUUGGUCUGGUGUGCUCAAUCCCCAAGGCUCUGGAGUGUAUCUACCAGGAGUUCUACAGCAUCUCUAGACCCAAAACAGCCAGUAGAGCAAUUAAGCUAGAAAAAAAAGUGCUUCAGCUGGUACUUGAUGAAUGGCUGACUAUGGAAAAGCCAGAAUCUUUCUACAGCUCUCAGAUUCAAAAAGAUUUGUUUGCAGAGAUACUCAUAGAGGACCCUGUGCUGGUGCAAGACAUUGCUUUGUCACUAUUAGAGGAGAGAGCAGAUGAAGAAAGAAAAGAAGGCAGAGAAAGGCAGCUCUUUAUCCUGGAUUCAUUCUCCUUGCUCCUGGAACUGAUCACACUCCGGCAUCGGUUGAUUGAGGUGGCAACAGAGAGCUCACAGUUAGCCAGCUUAUAUAAGGCUUUUGCAAUGGAAGCAGGUUUUGGGGAGUUCCAUUUGUAUCUGAGGCCAGUGCAAUUUGAAUCUGCUCUUCACAAGGAGAAAGCAGACCAUCUGCCACCAACAUUUAUUACCUCUCUCCUGGAAGAUGACAGCUGUGUUGACAGAUAUAUUCCAAGUAGCUUACCAUUAAGCAUUCAAGAGAUCGACACUCACGUUGGAAAAUUUAGUUUCAGGACAAGACAUGGUGUUAUGCAGCUCUUGUGUCCAUCUGGAAUAAAGAACAUGCAACUUAUCCUUGCCUGCCAGAUCAUUCAGAAAAAUGCUCUUUUGGCAGCUGUUCAGCAAGCAUCCUUUUGUUACCUGGUCCAGUUUACCCAUUCCUUGGACAUAAAGGAAGGAAAUGUAAGUCUAACAAGUCAGAGCAGUUCAGCAAGUGGAAGAAAUUCUGUAUCUGGGAGCCAAGCAGAGGAUCAGCUUCUGCCAGCAGCCACGCCAGCCACAUCAUUUUCUCCUGGGCGUUUUUCAUAUUUGCACCGAGCCUUUCACAGGCCUCCAGAAGCUUUUGUUUCCAUUCAGCUGGAGAAACAAGGGCCCCGAGAUAUGAUGCUGAACACUUUCAUCCAUAAGAAAGAAACGCUGGGCAGCAGAAUGCAAAACCCUGAUGAAAUUCUGCAACUGAAAAGAGACAUUAUUGCUGAAUAUUGUCUUAAGAUGAAUCAGCGUGUGUCCCAGCACGCCCUGCGAGGUCAGCUCAUUGCGUUCUACAAUAGCCUAAGAAGCCUCUUAGAUGAUUUCCCUGUUGUCAGAGACAAGUACUUUAUAAUUGGACUCUCUCAAGGAAAAAGAGAGCAAGAGUUAAAGGAAAACUUUGCAGCUGAUCCCAGAUUCUUCCAUCCUCGACCACACUGUUUGCUGUCCCCAGAUGGAUGCACCUUCCUUAAUUUGUGGUUCAUCCCUCACCCUACUGAAGUGCUGAUUAUGUUCAAGAUGCUUUCAGAGAAGGCUGCUCUCAAAGCUCUCCGCCUAAGCCUGCAAAUUGUUGGUGCAUUUCAUGAUGUCGUUGCCUAUCUCCUGGCUUUUGCUCAGUUAGGAAAUUCACCAAGCUCUUUUUGUGCCUUAAACCCAGAGCCUCUGACUCCAGACUGGGGAGGGAUUGGAAGGAUUGGGACUGAACUGCAAGAGAUACAAAGAAUGAUUGACAGCCUCAAGAAUCCUCAGGAUCCCAGCGAAGUAGCCCAGCUGCUAGCUGCUCACAGAGAUGUAAUGUUUCUACAGUUUGAUGCAGCAAUCAGGCAUCGACUAAGGGAGACGUUUUUGUCCUCUGGGAAUGUUUCAGCCUACCAGAGUAUUACAGACAGGAUAUACCAUGCACUGCCUCCACUGAGUAACUCUGUGAUUCCAAGUGUGUUUGCUGCACAGCUGAGGCUCCCACAGCUGCUGGAUGUUCAGAGCUGCAGAACACUCAUGCUUUUUCCUUGGAGGACAUUCCUAAUGGAUGAAGGAUUGUUUCCAGUCACUGUCAACAACACAAUUAAUUUAAAUUACAACAUGCAGUUAUGCCUGUGCAACCUGAAUGAUGCAGACCGGAGUGUUGCUCAUGGGGAGCUAGCUGCCAUGCAGUUUCUAAUGGAGGAUGUCCUGCAGAACCACGAUGACUCUGCUGUGGAUGAUCAUGCUGAUUGUCAAGCCUCGUUAGCUAACAGUAAGCAGCAGAACUCAGAAGAGAUGACUCACGCAAGUGCUAACUGGUUGCAGAGCAGCAAAAAGAUGUGCAAACUUCUGCUGAGGCAUCAUGAUCCAGUUACAUCAUGUAACUUGCUAAGGUCUUUUCUGGUGCUAUGGAAACAACUGGAAAUAUUAAAGGCAGAAUGGGGCCGGCUCAAGCUGAGGACUGAGGAUAUCAAUACAGUUCCUCUCUACAAAGAGUUCUGUGAGCGAUAUGGCACAGAAAUUCUGCACCCAGCCAUGAAAGCCAUGGCCAGGCAAAUGAGCAUUGAGGAGGACUUCAGAGGGCCUGUCACAAGCACUCAGCAUGUACUUCCCCCAAGAGGAGUAUCAGAAACUGAAAUGAAAGUGCAUCAGCUUCAAAAACUUCUGGAAAGCCUGGAAAUCCACAUGAUCCAUGAUGUGCAGAAGAAGAUUAAGCAGGAGAUGACUCUAGUGAUAUCUGAAAGAGCCAGACAAGAGAGCAGCCUCCCUACUGAGCUCUGGAAACACAGAGUAAUGAAAGAAAAUUUCUCUGUUGUACGACCACAGAUAGUUGAAACAUUUGUUCAAAGGCUGAUGGAAAACUAUGAAGGAUCAGAUACAGAGGUUACUUUUAAGAGAAACCACUUACAACAGUGUCUUACUGUGCUGGGCUGUGACAUCAUGGCCAGAGAACGCAGCAACUUUGAGACUUACUCCAUGUUUUACGAAAAUAUCCUCCAGCAGCUGCACCAUCUACUUUACCAAAAAGAGCAAGAGCUGCAUGCGGUAGAAGAUGGUGGCAACCAAAAUGAUAUGUCUCUGACACAGAUUGCCAGGCUGAGUCAUGGGAUGAUUAUGGAAAUAACUGCUCUCAGAGCCCAGCUCGCUGACUUGGAGGAUGAAAAUGCUGGUCUCAAAGAGAAGAUUAGAAAAGAAGUACGGGAUGAAUAUGAAUCAUUAGUGCGGAACCUAUUUGGGACAUGUGUCCAUCUAAAAGGAAAGUUGGACGUCUAUCGACUUAGCAUUGAGCAACGAGUGCUUGAAAUCAUCAGUGAAGUGAGAAGGGAGGGAGCUGACAAUAUGAUUGAUCUGAAGAAAAAGCUUGGCUCUCCUGAAACUAAUGAUGACUUGGAAGAACAGUUAUCUAAACAGGAGCAGCUGCAGCUCUUGCAGGAUGAAAAUAUCAGCCUAAGCAAGCUGGUGUGCAAGCUGAGGACUCUGAGCUGCUGGAAACACACCACUCAGAAAGCACAGCUCUCUGCAAAGCUGAGAAACGCUGAGAAGGAAGCUCUUCAAAACAAAAAAGAGUGUCUUAAUGCAAAGAUGAUGGCAGAACAAGAGGUGACUUCAUUGCAGGGUCAGCUCAUGUCUGCAAGGAAAGCUCUUGAAAAAUCUCAAGCAGAAAAUGACAAGCUAAAGGAGCAGCUGCAUAAGCAGAAACAAAUGCUGUUGGAACAUCAGAAGACACAAGAAGCCAGGAAAAGACAAAUUCUCAGCGUGGUGAAAGCUCAAAACAUGGAGAAAGUGCUUGAAGAGAUGGAAGAGAAAGAGCAGAAACUGAAAUGCCUGGUGAAGGAAGCUGAAAAGCCUUCUAAAACAGGACUACUUCAACAAAAAAGGGCCAAAACAGCUAUGCAGCAGAUAAGAAGCCAGUUAACCCAAGAGUUCAGCUUAAACCUGGAGGCCUUCCAGAACAUUGAUGAAGUGCCGUGUCAAGUUUAUGACCUGGAAGCUGCAGUUUCCCAGAGGAACGUGACUGCAGGUUCUGCAGCUCAGGUCCGGAAUAAUAAGACUGCAGCAUUCGCUCAGCUUGAGGAUUAUAAGCAGGAGCCUUUGAAUCCUGAUCCAAGAAACAGCACCGUUAAAAGAAGAAACACUCAAAGACCGAAGACAGUACCUAGCAGAUGGAAGCAGAGUAUGGCAGAUAGGCUGUUGCCACACCUCAAUGAAAAAUCUCUUCCUACUGUCUUCGCACAGCUACAGGAACACAGGCUGGUCUGGAAGUAAACCUAGUUGUAUUUUUAGUCACCCCAGGGCAUUUUAGAAAUUACUGCUAAGUUGGCAGUGUUAAAGAGAAGUACAAUUUAUACACAAAUCAAAGGGAGGCAGCAGCUCCCCAGUGCUGUGCACAUAUACUUCAAUACCAUAGAAUGGCCAACCACCAGACCAGGCUGCCUAGAGCCACAUCCAGCCUGGCCUUGAAUGCCUCCAGGGAUGGGGCAUCCACAGCCUCCUUAGGUCACCACCCUCUGUGUGAAAAACUUCCUCCUAAUAUCUAACCUAAAGCUCCUGUUUCAGUUUAAAACCAUUCCCCCUUGUGCUAUCACUAUCCACCCUCGUAAACAGCCAUUCCCCCUCCUGUUUAUACACUCCAUUCAAGUACUGGAAGGCCACAAUUAGGUCUCCCAGGAGCCUUCUCUUCUCCAAGCUAAACAAUCCCAGUUCCCUCAAUCUUUCCUCACAGGAGAGCUGCUCCAGCCCUCCGAUCAUCUUAGUGGCCCUCCUCUGGAUCUUCUCCAAGAGCUCCAUGUCCUUCCUGUGCUGGGGGCCCCAGGCCUGGACGCAGUACUCCCAGCUAGGGCCUUACAAGAGCUGAGUAGAGGGGGACAAUCACCUCCCUCUCCCUGCUGGCCACCCAUUUUUUAAUGCAGCCCAGAACACAGUUGGCCUUCCAGGCUGCAAGUGCAUACUGCUGGCUCAUGUCCAGGUUCUCAUGCACCAGGACCCCCAAGUCCUUUUCUCCAGGGCUGCUCUCAAGGACAUCUUCCCCCAGUUUGUAUAAAUACUUGGGAUUGCCCCAACCCAAGUACUUAUUGAAUCUCAUUAGGUUUUCAUAGGCCCACUUCUUCAGCCUGUCCAGGUCCUUCUGGAUGGCUUCCCCUCCUUCCAAUGAAUUGACUGCACUGCUCAGCUUGGUGUCAUCUGCAAACUUGCUGAUUCAAUGCCAUAUAUUUAGAUGCAGCAUCAGUACCAGCUGUGGUCAGUUAAUCCACUGAUCUGCUUCAGGUAUUGAGUGGUCAUCCUUCCAAGCAAGAGCAGCAUUACCUGUUCUAUCUUCUCAGGCAGUGUAGCUCAAUGAAGAUAUCAGUCAAAACUAAAAUGCUUCCUUUUAUUGCAGUAGCCUUGGAACAUGGCAGUGCAAAGCAUAGCUAAGUUCUCAGAGCAAAACUGUUGAUGUUAGGCGUUUUAUAUUAUUAUUUUUUAAACUGCUUGCCUAUUGCAACCCUUAAAACACCACAUCCUGUCUGCUGACUGCUUUUACUCCCAGAGGUUGCUGCCUUAGAGUGAAUCUUUAAUGUUUAAAAAUGAAUCAUCAGAAAUGUCAGCAUCUCUACCUUCCUAGAAUCUUCUCCCUCUUCCCCCUAGAAAAGGGAAGAACAGCUCCUUGCACAGUGCUGUACUACUAGAAUUAAAAAAGAGAAAACUGCGUAGAUAAUACAUCAUUAUCUGCAAUUCUCUUGCACAUCAAAAAUGCUUGCUUUUAUAAACUAGCCAAUAAAAGAGUCAGAGCUGUUUGUUUUUCAUAGAUGUGUCAAACUGUACUGCAACUUUUGAUGAUGAGCUACUAUUCAAACCUAUGUGCUUUUCAGAAUCUAGAAGCUGGAUGCUUGUGGAUAUGAGUAACUGGACAUCUUAUUACUCAUUUCUAAAUAACCAAGACCUAGAACGAGAAUUCUGGCAACCCUUAACAGCAUUGCAUUGGUUUAAACACUAAUUAAAAAAAAAUAAAUCUAACUUUUGUUAGAAACCUUGCAGUAUAUAGAGAGUAUUCCUAGAAUAAGGCUGACAUUCUUCACGAACACUGAAGAGAGCCUUCUUAUUUCAUUCAAGCAUGCCACUACAGCGCUGCAUUAGAACUAGUCACAGAGCAAUCAGAAUACUGUGGAAGCAGUUACAAAUAAUACAUGUGCUUUCUAAAGCCUUAAAAUAAAAAGGGGACUGAGAAUUAUCUACAGUCAAACAUUGCUAAAGAAGCUAUCAAGUGCGAUUGUAGCCCAUCCCAAGAACCAGAAGCCAAUUUAGAACACUAUGCCCAGUAAGAAGCACUUACAUACCUCUGUAGUGGUAAAAAGGAAAGAGAUGUCCCAGGACAAUUUUAGUAUCUUGAGAAAAUACUUCUUUUGGAACUCAAUAGAACAACAUUUAAAGGUGAUUCAAAGAUGCAUUUUCAAUGAAUGCUCUGUCUGGAGUAAAGCUCCCUCCAAGAAAAGCAGUAAGGCAGGUGCUAUACAGAAAAACAAUCCCACAUAAGCUUUCACUGCUGCAUUGUAACAAAAAUGUAAUACAGUCCCCGACUGCACGAUGUAAUGGAUGAUUCUCUGGAAGGCAGAAUUUUAAACCCACUGGGGAACUCCAGGUUUACUUCAUUUCCACACAGCUUUUCCAGAAGCACAAGUACUUCAGUUUUGGAAGACUUCUCACAACAGACUGAAUUAUGCCAGUACUACCCUUGUGACACAUUCACAACUCUCAAAACCAUCAAAAUCAUGGUGUGAAACUACCGAGGUUAGUUCACUCAGAGCUGUUCAGUUUUAGUCAGUGUUACUACAUAAUUGCAUGCUCUCAGUUCUCUUUUUCAAGCAUACUCUGACAAUUAUUUCCUGGCAAAUACUUGUCUUUGUGUAUGUAAUUAAGAGAGAAAGUCCAGAGCAAUGCCUUUUGUUUUUAUGAAAACUAGGGAUCUUAACACAAACGAAUGCUAUGAUGUAGAGGAUCAUUAUUAACAGCUUGCCUGGUGCCACACAACACAGCCCCUCUCGACCUUACAGGCCAACAAGUAUUAUAGCUAUGGGAAAGUGGAGCAUUAGGCAUCAGACUUGCAGGUUGCCACAAAUGGAACAAGUAAUAAUCACAAGGCUGUGCUUUGGCUUUAAGGCAAGGAAAUGUUUCACCUAACAUAGAAAACAUGACCUAAAAUGAAAAUAUAUUGUGAAGACCAUUCUAAAUCUGAAUUUAUAUUUUGUACACACCAAGUGCUAACUUAAAACUAUUUCAGAGAGUUAGAUUAACUUGUCAAACUUUUCACUCCCCUGCUUUCCUCGGUGUUGAACUGCCACAGAAAACAGCUCUUAUCUCCAGAAACUUGGCAGACAGUCAUGCUCACAUGAAAGAAAGUUUACAAGUAAAAUUCCAUUCAACAGAUUUUAUUUAUCAAUUUGGUUUUGUGAUUACAACUGUUUCAGUUUUCUUCCACUGAAGACAGAACAAACUUUUACAGCAACACUUGCAAAGAACAUUCAUAAGCUAACAGCUUGCUAUUUGCACAACUGGCUUCAAGAAAAAGCCAGGCAACUUGAAGAGUCACUACAGUUCAGUGCCUAAAACCGAUUCAGGGGCAAAUGCAACUACAGAUCUAUGAGCUACCUUCCACUUCAAAACACAAGGCUGAGAAAAAACUGCAAGUUAUUAUUUCAGGUUAUUUGCUAGUACACAGCACAGAUUAGCUGAUACUGCAGUUUCACAGAGGAGCAAUUCAUUUCUAUAGUGAGACAGCCAAGCACACGGUGACGAUGUAUAAUCCAGCCUUCCCUCCCCCAGACAACUGAACGAGAAAAGCUGAAGCCACAACUCUAUCAACUGUGGAUUACAUCUUGUUGGCAAGGCUAAUGAGCAACCAACGUGCAGUGCAGGCCUUCCAGUACGCAACUGAAUUGAUGCAGUACAAGCUUGAGUUUUUGAGACUGGCAUCUGUACACAUCAAAAACCCUGGGUUUCCUAAAGUAUUGGAAAGUAGCAAUUGCUGGCACCAAGAAAACUUUAGUAACUAAGGCAAGGUAUUCAUUCUACCCUUUUAAAUAAAAUUUGAGGCAUAAAGAUUAAGCAAUUUUAAGGCACUUGAAAAAUUAUUUUAGUUUGUUUUACCAACAUACUUUACAACUUAAAUCAGAAUUAGCAUAGCUCAUGAAUAAGCAUUUUAACAACAUUUUACAGAGCAAUGCUUUUGCAGCAAAGUCUUCCAUGCUAUGAAGUGUUCUCUAGCAUUUUUCUGCAAGUUUUCCCAAAAGAUAGCCCUUGGAGGCCAAACAUAUAUGUAUGUACUAGAAAUACAGUUUGCUUUGCUGAGCUGAGAAUUGUCACGCUGUAGGAGAGUAUUUGGCUCACUUCAAAGCACAGAAUACAAGCUCAUGGAUAUCUUUUUAAACAUGUAAUAAAAUAGUUCUGAGAUAGGGAAAGGGCAGAUUAAAUGAUUUCACAAUAAGGCCAAGGUUAUACCAUCUAACCCACACGCUGUUGCUGGAAGCUGGCUGCUCACUUCUGUUUUAAAGAACCUGAGCUGAUUGUCUUAGUUUUGUUUAGAAAACCACAAGCUCAUGAACUCGAAGAUACAGUACUUGUGAAUAAAUUUUGUAUUCUGAUAGUAAUUUGAGUUUUUCUACGCAGCACAAUAAUGUCAUUUGAACUAGAAGAACACCAAAAAGCAAUUGUGCACUUCAGUAAUUUGCAAACAAUUUAUUCAAUAUCUAAGCUACACUACCAUGACGGUUACCUGCAUUAAUGUUGUCCUUUCAUUGCAUUGGUGCCAAAUUCUAGUCAGAUCAGAGCUAGUAAGACAGUAUUACAGAUCACUCUGAUGAUCAAGGGGUAUAAUCAAAAGCUACCAUCAUGUGCUAUACCCACUGCUUCAUUUUAUCUGUACUUCAGUUUUUCCUGUGGGCUUAUUCUUGAAGGUGUUUGGCAAUGACAUACCUUUUGCUUACUCUCAGAUCACAGGGGUGAUCCAGCCAAGUUUAAAAAAAAAAAAGAAAAAAAAAAAAGAGA